Molecule: messenger RNA, 804 nt
Organism: Diaporthe batatas
Lineage: Eukaryota; Fungi; Ascomycota; Sordariomycetes; Diaporthales; Diaporthaceae
Exons: 4
Coding region: 121-576 (151 amino acids)
Source: RefSeq, a predicted model, not a curated record
GCUGCUCAUGCAUCUGCAUCCUGAAGUUCACAAAUCACAACCUGGGAAGAUUUCAUCAUACAUCUUAAAACCGAGCUCAAAUAUUUCGGUCAAGCUCUCGACACGUCUUCAUCAUCCACAAUGGCUUAUGCUUCGAGCGCAAACCCCCAGAGGGUCUCCGCAAAGAAGCCCAAGUAUGACACCUCAGACAUGGAAUGCUAUACAGAGACGAAUGGCGUCAUCACAACGACGAUGUUUGACGUUCCAGGGUAUCGUGUCGUCAGAGUCCUCGGGACUGUCUAUGGAAUGACAGUGCGCACCAGGAAUUGGGCUGCAGGCAUCGGCAUGGGCCUGAAGAGCAUGGUGGGCGGUGAGCUGAAGUGGUUCACAAACAUGAUGUAUUCUGCUCGCAAUGAAGCUGUCUCUCGGGUUGUAGAUGAGUGCCAGAAGCGGCAGGGCAACGCAAUCAUCGCCAUGCGCUUUGAUGUCGCCGACCUGGCUGGCUUCACCCAAGUCUGCGCGUACGGAACGGCAGCCCUUGUAGAAAAGGUUGACGAGAACGCUGCUGAGGCGCCACAGCUGGCAAAAACCACCUGAUAGGAUGUCCCUGAUCAGACGUUAGGAAUUGUGCCCAUGGUUUGGUGGAAUGAGUGGUUUCAUUUCUAAUCCCUAUACACGCAAAACGUAUGUGGCGCCUCUAUAGAUUGGUAAAUGCUCAAGACCAUGGUGGAACGAAAUCUUGAUGAUCGUAUGUAUAGGCCGAUCUUUAGAACCGAUCGCCUGGGCUCGAAGAAUAAUAAGUACAACCCGAGGUCAACGACUCCA